CGUUAAAGAUGAUGUCCACAGGUCAUGUUGUGUCUUCUCCAAUCACAAAUGGAUCAAACAAAGGACAGAUUCAACUCAUUUUUGGACCCAUGUUCUCUGGGAAAACUACAGAAUUAAUGCGUAGAAUGAAGCGCUAUCAGAUUGCCAGCUACAAAUGCCUCGUAAUCAAGUAUUCCAAGGAUGACAGAUAUGAAAAAGAGGGAAUUUCUACUCAUGACAGACAAACACUUCCUGCGAUUCCAGCAGAUGUACUGGAACAAAUAAAAGCAGAGGCAGAAAACUAUGAAGUCAUCGGAAUAGAUGAGGGGCAAUUUUUUCCUGAUGUUGUGGAGUUUUGUGAUGAAAUGGCAGAGUGUGGUAAAACAGUCAUUGUAGCAGCAUUAGAUGGAACAUUUCAGAAAAAGGGAUUUGGAAACAUUUUGAACCUGGUACCUCUGGCUGAGAGUGUGAUCAAACUAACAGCUGUGUGUAUGAGGUGUAACAGUGAGGGGUCAUUCACCAAGCGCACGGGGUCAGAAACUGCUCUUGCUAAUUUACAGGUGGAGGUUAUUGGUGGAGCCGAGAUGUAUCUGGCCGUGUGUCGUAUGUGUUUUAAAUCCCCCGUCAAACCCUCCCCAAACAAGAACAGAACCCCCACCAUCCUACCCACGGAGAAGGAAGAGAAAACCAUUGCCAACAGGAAACUCUUUAGUAGCUCACCUAAUAACUCUCCUAUAAAAAAUAAAUGUUGAAGUAGUUUUUCCAUCAUCAUCGUAUGAUAGAUGGAAUGCAUUAUGGCAUAAAAGAUUAAUUUAUUGUCUUUAAAUAAUGUGUCUGUGUAUUAAAAUACAUGCAUAUAUUAGAAAUCCAUGAAGUAUUGAAUCAUACAUGUUAAUGUAAACGGGUAUGUUACUUUGAAAAAAUUUGAUAAUUAGUAAGAUGUGUCAUAAUUUGAGUAUCUACCGGUUCCAAUAAAAUUAGUAAUUCAUAAGACUUUACAUCAAAUGUGUGAGAAAUGAAAACAUACAGAUUUACCAUAUUGGUUGUUUGCAUUAUCAAAAGAUUGUUAUUUUCAGUGUGUUCAUUUUUACUCCUCUGUGUUUUGCAAUGAUAUGAUAUUAAUUAUGUAUUAAUGUUUUUUAUGAAUUUGGACUUUACUUGUACAUAAAUUUUUUAAAAGCUGUAGCAUAGUGCUGAUAGUACCGGUAUAUGUUUUAGUAUAAGUACUCUUAGAAUGUAUUUUAGAAUGCUUGUUUCAUGAAUUGCAAAUGAUCUCACUUUUAAUAUCUGGAGAUUUUUACUAUAAGAAAAACUCAUGCCAUGCCAAAAAAAACCAUAUAUUUAUAAUCUGAAAUAAAUUAAGAAAAAAAUC
Molecule: messenger RNA, 1351 nt
Organism: Saccostrea cuccullata (small rock oyster)
Lineage: Eukaryota; Metazoa; Mollusca; Bivalvia; Ostreida; Ostreidae
Product: thymidine kinase, cytosolic-like
Exons: 7
Coding region: 9-731 (240 amino acids)
Biological process (GO): thymidine metabolic process
Molecular function (GO): ATP binding; thymidine kinase activity
Source: RefSeq, a predicted model, not a curated record